Messenger RNA from Trifolium pratense (red clover), 1191 nucleotides. Its product is annotated as glycerol-3-phosphate acyltransferase 1-like. The coding region runs from base 688 to 1191 and encodes 167 amino acids. The transcript has 2 exons. Gene Ontology annotation, biological process: cutin biosynthetic process. Gene Ontology annotation, cellular component: membrane. Gene Ontology annotation, molecular function: glycerol-3-phosphate 2-O-acyltransferase activity; phosphatase activity. The record is from RefSeq and is a predicted model, not a curated record. Lineage: Eukaryota; Viridiplantae; Streptophyta; Magnoliopsida; Fabales; Fabaceae.
UAUGUGUUUUAGGAACUCAAGGUAAUUUAAAUUCCAGUUGCUUUGCAGGAACUCAAGGCAAUUUAAAUUUCUCUUUUUAUUUGAUUUUUAAGAUUCAACUUGUUUGGGUUUUUUUUUAUUAAUUUUGUCAUGGGUUUGUAGGAAGAGUUUAUGGGUAUGCAGGAAAACUAGUGGAAUUAAUUUUACAGUUCAACAAGACAAGUAUCUUAGUGUGAAUUUUAGGAGGGGAAAAACUCGUGUAACAAAGACAAGUAUCCUUGUUGUGGUGGUUGUUUUUGAAGAAUUGAAGCAUUAUCUUAGUGUGAAUUUUAUUGGGAUAGAAUUGAAUUUGACCCAUGUUUUCUUCUGAUCUUAAGUGCUUCAUCUGUUGAGUCUAUGAGGAUUACACAAUUGUUCUGUUUUUGUGUUUUUAUAAGUUUGAUUUCUGGAUUUCUAUUGUUCCUAUCUUCUUCAUGAACCAAUUUUGAGUUGAGUUUUUUUUUUAUUGUUCCUUCCUUAUUGUAUAUGCUAAUUCAUUGCUUGAAAAGUUAUAGCUUUAAUUUGUUUGAUCUUUCAUCUAAACCACUUCAUCAACCUUCAAUUUCUCCUAGUAUUUUGAAUUGUGAUUUAAAAGGUAGAGAGUCACAAACACUCGUUUGUGACAUUCAUAGUGUCCUAUUAUGAACUCAUUCUUUCUUUCCUUAUUUCAUGCUAGUUGCUUUUGAAGGUGGUAGCAUUUUAAGAGCUUUUAUAUUACUUUCUUCAUGUCCUAUAUUAUGGUUUUUAAGCUAUGAACUUAAGCUUAAAGUUAUGAUCUUCAUAACUUUUUGUGGACUUAAAAUAAAGGACAUGGAAAUGAUUGCAAGAGUUGUUUUACCAAAGUUUUACAUGGAGAAUCUUAAUCUUAUGGCUUAUGAGGUUUUGGUAUCAGCAAAGUGUAGAGUUUUCUUCACUUCUGUGCCAAAAGUUAUGGUUGAGGGAUUUUUGAAGGAAUAUUUGAAUGGUGAUGAUGUUAUAGCUACUGAAUUGCAAAGUGUUGGAUGUUACUUCACUGGUUUGAUCUCUAAGCAUGGUUUGGUUGUUAAGCAUAGUGCAAUAAUGGAUUAUUUUGGAGAUAAAAAGCCUGAUUUAGGGAUUGGAAGCACAUGUGUCAAUGAUCAUCAUUUUAUAUCAUGUUGCAAGCCUUGCCAAUUGGAGAAUAUGCCGCAGUAA